Molecule: messenger RNA, 996 nt
Organism: Colletotrichum truncatum
Lineage: Eukaryota; Fungi; Ascomycota; Sordariomycetes; Glomerellales; Glomerellaceae
Product: d-amino acid
Biological process (GO): D-amino acid catabolic process
Cellular component (GO): cytoplasm
Molecular function (GO): D-amino-acid oxidase activity; FAD binding
Source: RefSeq, a predicted model, not a curated record
AUGGCGCCAGCCUCACCGAACGACCCACAGUUUGUUGUGCUUGGUGCCGGGGUCAUCGGUCUGUCCACGGCGCUCACUCUUCGGAGUGAGUAUCCCACGGCGAGCAUCACCAUUCUGGCGGAGUACUUCCCUGGAGACUACCAUAUUGAUUACUGCUCCCCAUGGGCAGGCGCAAACUGGUGCUCAUCAGCGAACGAUAACGGUCUCCUCGAGUCUUUUAUUGAAGAUGCCGAAAUUCUCAGCGCGGGGACUGGAAAACUGUGGUAUGACGACCUGGUGGGAGGUGCAGUCGCCCUCAGAAAGGAUGAAUUGCCUGAAAAAGCCGUCUUCGGGCUAGACUUGCCUUCCACGUUUGUAAUAAACUCACAAAUAUACCUCCAAUGGCUCUUGGAGCAGUGUAGGCAAUGGAACAUUGCCCUGCUGCGCCAGCGAAUCAAGCAUAUCAAAGAGGCGCGUAUCACACCAGAUGUCGUAGCUGUCUUCAACUGCACCGGCCUUGGAUCGUAUCACCUCGGAGGAGUCGAGGAUAAGUCCAUGUACCCUACCCGAGGUCAGACCGUUCUGGUUGAGCAGCCAAUCCACCCCCUGAAGCGGAUGUACUUCCGUUCGCCUCGCCGGGUGGAUAACGAUACUACCUACAUCUUCCAGAGACCUCUGGCCGGUGGUAUCGUUUUAGGUGGCUGUCGUCAGGAUGGGAACUGGGAUAAGAAUGUAGAUCCCGAGUUGGCCAAAACCAUCAUGGAGAGAUGCUGUGCUUUAGCGCCUGAGCUAGGACGCCCAGAAGACUUGAAGGUCAUCAAGCACGGCGUCGGACUGAGGCCUGGACGAAAGGGCGGCCCGAGGAUCGAAGCCGAAAAUAGCGAAUACGGUCUGAUUGUGCACAACUACGGUGCUUCUGGUGCUGGGUACCAAGCGUCUUGGGGCAUGGCAGUACAUGCUGUUCGGCUUGCUCAGGAACAGCUGGAAAGAAAGGCGCCUCCAGCGUUUAAGCUUUAA